UUUCUUGCGUCCUGGUCCAGUUUGAGUGAAGGUGAACCUGUGAACCCGGUUUGUCUCUAGAAACACCCAUUCCUCAUUUGCUCCUCUUGCACAACACCGGGAUCAUCGUCUACUUCAUCCCGAGCCAUGUCCCUGUUUAGCGACGUCCCACAGGCUCCCCCGGUAGCCGUGUUCAAACUGACCGCUGACUUCAGAGAGGACACCCAUCCACAGAAGGUGAAUCUGGGCGUCGGAGCUUACCGUACUGAUGACUGCCAGCCCUGGGUGCUGCCGGUGGUGAAAAAGGUGGAGCGGCUCAUCGUGGAGGACGAGAGCCUGAACCACGAGUACCUGCCCAUCCUCGGUCUGCCAGAGUUCCGCUCCGCUGCCUCAAAGGUCGCCCUGGGAGACGAUAGCCCUGCCAUCAAGGAGAACAGGGUUGGAGGAGUCCAGGCUCUGGGUGGGACAGGUGCGCUGAGGAUUGGGGCAGAGUUCCUGCGGCGGUGGUACAACGGCGUCAACAACGCAGCCACGCCCGUCUACGUCUCAGCACCCACCUGGGAGAACCACAACGGUGUAUUUGCUGAUGCUGGCUUCAAAGAUAUCCGCCCCUACCACUACUGGGAUGCUGCCAAGAGGGGCCUGGACCUCACUGGGUUCCUGGAUGAUUUGGAGAAAGCUCCAGAGUACUCCAUCUUUGUCCUCCAUGCCUGCGCACACAACCCCACUGGCACCGACCCGACCCAGGAGGAAUGGAAGCAGAUUGCAGAAGUGAUGAAGAGGAGGAAGCUGUAUGUGUUCUUUGACUCCGCCUACCAGGGCUUCGCCUCAGGCUCUCUGGAAAAAGAUGCCUGGGCCAUCCGCUUCUUUGUCUCCGAGGGCUUUGAGCUUUUUGUAGCUCAGUCCUUCUCCAAAAACUUUGGCCUGUACAGUGAGUACUCACGGUCCACCUACAUUCAUGCAUAGUCUUGUGUGUUUUAGCC
Molecule: messenger RNA, 962 nt
Organism: Neolamprologus brichardi
Lineage: Eukaryota; Metazoa; Chordata; Actinopteri; Cichliformes; Cichlidae
Source: RefSeq, a predicted model, not a curated record